AUGAGUAAUCUAGGAGAAUACAUCGACACAGCAUCAACAUUCGGGUCUUCACCCCUCUUAGUUUCUCCGUCAGGUGAUACUAUCCCUCUCUCGACUGGAUAUAUCCCUCUUCUUACAAACUAUACAUUGGAAGACGAAUCUAGAAAAGAACUUCGAAAAGAAAAUAAAGAUGUCGAAAAAGAUUCUCUGAACUACUUCUCAGCACUCGAACUCAUACGUGAUAAUCAGUUCCUGCUACUCACCGGGCCCAGUGGGAGCGGCAAAACGACUUUCGCAAAACAUCUUGCUUUUUGCCUAGCGACUACCACUACGAAAUCAGUUGGAGGUGGUUUUAUUGCGAGAAAUGGGCCAACUGAUGUUCAGAACGAGUUUUGGGAGUUUGAAAAUUCCGACAUAAUACCUUGCUACUUUCCCAUCUCCAGCGUCUCUCAAUUCUCAAUAUUGCUUCUGGAAACGCUACCUCAACUUAUUGAGAGCUGCAAGGAUAGUAGCAAACCAGCGUGUCUAUUGAUCAUUCGUGAUUCUAUCGAGUCUCUUGGAGAAGAAGGGCCACAACUUUUAAGGUCUAUGGUCCAUCUAAUCCAGAAUCACGAACAAGCUUCUAUAAAACUACUCGUCCUUGGAGAAAGCAGCAUCGUGAAGAAUUGGAUUUUAGGCUCCGAAAUAAGAAGACACGAUAUACUACCACUUUCUCAAGUCAAGAGACGCAUGUUCUUGCGCAAUAUAAAUGGCACCAAUAUCGAAUACGAAGAUAUCGAGAUUGAAAUCGGUGAAGCGGCAAGUCUCCCAGCAUAUUUUGCGCUUGCGUUAGAGACCGCUCAUCAUGGAGGAAAGGCAGAGGAUUUAUUGGAUGAAUGGCUCCACGUUGUGCUUUCUGAAAACUAUAACGAUAGAAGAAUCACACGAGAGGCAUUGGAGCAUUCAGCCCAGGAAGCGGAGCAGGGCAUUCAAACUCCAUUUUCGUGUAGAUUGACGAUUAGGAAUCCAGCGGUCUUCUCGAAAGCAAUACAACACUUAUUAGCUGCGCACCAGCUUGUUGAAGAGGACACACAAGUAGCUAUUGAUCUAUUUAAUCAAAAUCCUUUUUUGGCAGAACCGAUUAUUCGCAGUUGGUUAGUACGCCUUAGAGAUGUAGGAAGCCCAGAGCUACUUAAAUCUCUUGAGGGGCUGAUUGCAGGUUCUGGAGCAAAUGCACAACUAGGCGCGCUACUAGUUUCAGAUUUCAUCUCUUCGUCCAGUCCACUGCAUCAACGAGUUUCCAAUCACAUACUAGCGAUUAUCAAAGAAGGCAUAUUACCCAUUACCCAAAGACUAAACGCCGGCCGUACAAUUUCUCUACUUGGAGAUCCUCGAGAUCUAACAUCCCUCACCACCGUUCCUUCCAACACAUUCACAAUUGGUUCUUCCACCCACCCAAAUUCAUCACCUCCCCAUUCUAUCACCAUUUCCUCGUACUGUAUCGGCGUCUUCCCAGUUGUGAAUCGAGAAUAUGCGAUUUUUAUCAAAGAAACGGGACGGAACUGGAAUAGUCCUGAUGGUUUAUCCCCCUCUAAAGAUAAUUUCCCAGCUACAGAUCUCACCUGGUACGAUGCGCGCGCGUAUUGUACCUGGUUAACAGCACGCUGGCAAGCAUCCGGGAAGAUUGCUCUCGAUGAGGAAGUCCGUUUACCCACUGAGCCGGAAUGGGAAAUUGCUGCUCGAGGUUCUCAGGUAUCUGGCAAUGAAAUAGAAUCAUUGUAUCCAUGGGGCACAGAAUGGAACGCAGGUUAUGUUAAUUACAAAGAUUUACCAUUCACCGAGCGAUGUUCCGUUGGUUUAUUCCCUAAGAAUAUUUCUCCAUUCGGAUGUUUCGAUAUGGUGGGGAAUGUGUGGGAAUGGUGCAGUACAUUGUGGGGUGAAGAUGUGAGUACAUCAUCUUUUUCAUAUCCCUAUCAAGGAGAUGAUGGGCGGGAAAAUGCAGAUGCGGAUGCGAAAAUUAGAAGGGUGAUAAGAGGAGGAUGUUUUAGUAGUUCGAGGGAAGAGGUUUCUUGUACGUGUCGUGGGAGUCUUGAACCGAUGGAAUGGAGACGCGAGAAUGGCUUUAGAAUUGUGGUUGCAAAUACACGAAAGUAA
Botrytis sinoallii is the source of this 2112-nucleotide messenger RNA. RefSeq lists its product as uncharacterized. The record is from RefSeq and is a predicted model, not a curated record. The transcript has a single exon. The coding region runs from base 1 to 2112 and encodes 703 amino acids. Gene Ontology annotation, molecular function: ATP hydrolysis activity. Lineage: Eukaryota; Fungi; Ascomycota; Leotiomycetes; Helotiales; Sclerotiniaceae.